Messenger RNA from Clupea harengus (Atlantic herring), 2534 nucleotides. It is a transcript of the gene gpc5c, whose product is annotated as glypican 5c. The record is from RefSeq and is a predicted model, not a curated record. Gene Ontology annotation, cellular component: plasma membrane; cell surface; extracellular region. Gene Ontology annotation, biological process: cell migration; positive regulation of canonical Wnt signaling pathway; regulation of protein localization to membrane. NCBI's taxonomy places the organism in Eukaryota, Metazoa, Chordata, Actinopteri, Clupeiformes, Clupeidae.
UCUUUGCACUGAGUGUCCGAUAGCACUACACUACAGUUCAUGAUCGCCCAGUCCCGAUAGGACUGUACCGCUAGAUUGAGAAUGCCCAGUGCAAAAACUCAGCGGAGAAUGUAGGAGUGUAACGGACCUGCUAUAUCAAGCCGUAUAUUUUUGUUGUGAUUUCUGUCCUCAGUUUUCUGUUUUCACUUUUGUGGUAUCAACACAAAAUUAUAACAACGCACGGAUAUCGCACUUGAGAUGCUGCAAUGUCCCGAGGAUUGUUCACACGCGUUAAUUUUCUGUGGAUUAUUCUGGUAGUCUCUCUGACGAUAGAGACUCACCGUGUAAAAUGUCACAGCUGUCAUGAAGUUAAAACGGCUUUCCAGGUGCGACAGAUUGGACCGCUGAAAUGGGUACCAGAAACACCUGGAACAGAUGCGGACUUGCAGGUGUGCAAACACCAGGGCCCUUCCUGCUGCACCCGCAAGAUGGAGGAGAGCUACCAGGUGGCCGUACGGAGGGAGACGGUGCAGAACAUCCGCUCCUACAGCUUUGAGCUCAACUACCUGCUGCUGGGCCACGCCACAGCCUUCCAAGACACGUUCCAGUCCCUGAUGACAUUCUCCAUGACCCACAUCAGCUCCCUGUUUGAGAGCUCCUACUCCAGCCUGUCCCUGGAUGCCAGCCCGCUGAUCACGCAGCUCUUCUCCCAGCUCUCGCUUUACGUGCGCGGGGGCAACGCCUCAGUGGAGGCCUCUGUGCACCGGUUCUUCGACGACCUCUUCCCGCUGGUGUACGGGCGCCUGGUGAACCCCGGCGUGGCAGCGAGCCUCACUGGCGAGCGGCUGGACUGCCUGCGCAUGACGCGGCAGGACAUGAACCCGUUCGGCGAGCAGCCGCAGGCGCUGGCACGCGAGCUCGGAGCCGCGCUACGGGCGGGGCGGGCUCUGACGCAGGCGCUGGGUCUGGGCAUGGAGCUGAUGAACGCCACGGACGCCGCCGUGCUGACGCGUGACUGCUCGCGCGCGCUCGCUCGUAUGCAGUACUGCUCCCACUGCCGUGGCCUCACGCUCAUCAAGCCGUGCCCGGGGUACUGCCUGAACGUGCUGCGCGGCUGCCUGGCCAGUCUCACCGAGCUCAACCUGCCCUGGCGUCGCCAUGUGGCACUGCUGGAGGACCUGACCCAUGCCGUGGCCGGACAGCACAGCCUAGAGCUCGCCCUGCUCGGGGUGGAGGGGAAGGUCAACGAUGCCAUCCUCUUAGCGCAGCUGCACGGGCCCAGGCUCGCCGCCACGGUGGAUAAAGUCUGCGGCGCGUCCACAGCCGAGGCACCCAGCUCGCACACACCCACGGAGGGACAGGUGUCCACGGCUACAGCCACGUCCCCCCCAGCUUCGACACCUUUCUCUGAGAGUCCAGAUGUUGAGCUUCGGGGAAGGCUUGCCCACUUAAGAAGCUCCCUCCCUCUGAAACCUUCCAAGAACGAUAAACCUAAAAGUCUGAAAAAGAUAUCUAGGGAGUUUGUGGGCUACAUCCCACGUUAUAAGACCUUCUUCGGGGCGCUGCCAGAGAUGCUGUGCGAGGGGGAGAUGGGGCUGGAGUUCACAUGCUGGAACGGUGACGACGUAGUCGAGAGUUACACGAAGAAGGUGGUGGGGAACGGAGUGCACGCUCAGAGACAGAACCCGGAGCUGAAGGUGCGGGGAGCUGACCCUGCCCUGAUGGAGGUCAAAGACAGACUGGAGCAGUUCAGCCAGGAGAUUGAGGAAAGCAUGCCAGGGCUGGGGCACAGGGAGGCCUGGGUGGAGACGGGCAGUGGCAUCGUAGAGGGCAGUGGCGAGUGUGAUGAUGAAGACGGAUGCCAAGGAUCUGGAGACGGCACAGCCCAUAGGGAGGGCCCUGACGUGUCCGGUGGUGUGGUCCAGCAGGGCAGCUCUCCAGGCUCGUCCCUCCCAGAACGUCCCCCGGUGGUGCGGGUGAGAGGGACGUCAGGAGCCUCAGCGGCUGCCUCCCCACCUUCCCUGCUUGCCACGCUGCUUCUGAUGCUCCUGCUGGUGCCUCAGUGAACCAUGCUCUGACUCACACACACACACACACACACACACACACACACACACACACACCCCACGCUCACAUGCACAUAAUCUCUCUCUUUCACACACACACAAACAAUCUCUCUCUCACACACGCACACAGACACAUAUACAUACACACACUUAUCUGUGGGCAUCUCUCCCGAGGUAGAGCGGGAUGGUCGAGAGGUGUUCUGCAGAUGGUGGACUGGACUGAGAAAGGGGGCUGGGUGGGAGCAUUGGUUGUGUUUAUUUUUGUUGUUGCUUUGGGUACACGUGUGUGUGUGUGUGUUCGCGCACGCGCUCGGGCAGAUUCUCACUUAACCUGCUGCUUAAUCUGGCCUGCUCCUGGUUGGCUUGAGACCGGCAGCCAUUUUUCCCUGGGGCUGUGACAGCCUCCCACUCUCUUUCUGCUUUAAGCACUGUGCACAGCACUCACCCCUGUUCCUCAGCCCUGGUGAGGAUGAGAUGAGCUAUCAGGGC